Messenger RNA from Ictalurus furcatus (blue catfish), 1655 nucleotides. RefSeq lists its product as uncharacterized. The transcript has 5 exons. Gene Ontology annotation, cellular component: external side of plasma membrane. The record is from RefSeq and is a predicted model, not a curated record. The coding region runs from base 281 to 1246 and encodes 321 amino acids. NCBI's taxonomy places the organism in Eukaryota, Metazoa, Chordata, Actinopteri, Siluriformes, Ictaluridae. Gene Ontology annotation, biological process: positive regulation of T cell proliferation; negative regulation of T cell proliferation; cell surface receptor signaling pathway.
UACCAAGGGUUCCAAUAUUAGUGGAGGGAACUGUAUGUAUGUAUACAUUCAUGUCGGGUGGCAAUGGGAUUUCUGGAUUGAAUGAAUCAGGUAGAAAAUGAUACUUUGUAACCUACAUUGUAAAGAUUGCUUUUGCUUCUGUCACUUUUAACAGAUGUCACGAAAUGAUGUAAUCAAAAGCUGUGGCCUGUGUUUCCUGUACUCUGAAGCACCAUUUUCCAUGUAGACCUAGACACACUAUCACACGCAAGGGUGAACAGUUUAAAACUUUGUGUUAAACAUGUUUUCAGGGACGCCCUUUUGCCUUCUUCUAGCUCUUCCAUUUUACUACUCUACAAACAUUGGUGCCUUGGACAUUACCGUGUCUAGUGGGGAUACUGCCUUUCUACCAUGUCCUUUACCGUUCAACUACACUGACUUUAUGAGGAUUGGAGUUAAGUGGGAAAAGGAUGGAGGGUCAAUUUUAUGUACAUAUUCUAUUCAAAAUAAAGCAAUUCAUGACCAUAACUGCAGACCUCGGUUCAAAGUAAAUACAGAACCUUUAGGGCUGAAUAUAACGAGUGUUGAAAGCAGUGAUGCUGGUCUUUAUAAAUGUUUGAUGAUCAGAUUAAUACCACCACCUCCAGAGGAGAGAUCAGUAACCCUGAGGCUUAAAGUUAAUGUUCUACCAUCUCUUACCCUGCAGCUGAUGAACAGCACUAAUGUCUCCUGUGUGGAGCUGCUCUGCUCUCUGCAGGGUUUGAGACCACAGCAGGUGAACUUCACAUGGACCAGAGCAACUCAGCUUCUUCACCAUCAUCCAGAGUCCAGAAGCAUGAACAGUACACUGACGCUCUGCAAGCCGAACUGGACGGACAGAGAAACACUCACGUGUCACGCCAGUUACUCACACAACCACACACUCUACAGCAAGAGCAUAACACUCCCAUGCAACUCAGUGGGCUGUAAGGUUGAGGAGGCAUCAUUACUGAUCGUUGCCGUUAUCAGCACAUGUGCAGGGCUGCUUUUCCUCGUUCUGCUUGGUGUAGCCAUCUUCAAAUGUAAGAAAAGACAUGCUGCAAAUGGUACUGCAUACUACAGAAGUAAAAUCUACGAGAACUUCUCUUUUUCCACGGCUAUGAACAACCCCAAUCCAAGUCCGCAAAAUGCUCAGCCUGGUGCCAGAUACAAUAUCAACAGUACUACCAGACCUAUUCCACAGACAAUCACGCAGACUCAGAGAGAGGAAUGCAUCUAUGAGAACUAACAAUAACUAAGCAACUGCUAUCAUAAAAAAACAGGCUCCAAUGUUGGUUUGUGUGCAAUUUAUUUUAUUUAUUAAUAGUCACUUUUUCUAAACACAUAAACUGUGGUCACACUAUCACAGUGUCUCUACUCUAAAUGUAGUAGGACCCGACUAACAGUUUAUCUCUGUAUAGUGGUUUUGGUUCUUCUAAAUAAAUGGCAAAUAUUGCGCAACCUGGUUCCUUGCACUUUUUGUAGCAACAGUUUUCAUGUGCAAUAGAUCUAUAUUUACAGCAGCUUUGGUAAAGCAAACAAACAAACAAACAAACAAAUAAAUCUCAGUGUUGCUUAAGUUAUUAUCAAAGGUAUGGUUGCAAAUCUCAAGUAAUAUUUUACAUUUAAAUGUACUGAUAUGGGGGGUGGCUUAGUGG